This is a messenger RNA of Pleuronectes platessa (European plaice), 4734 nucleotides long. It is a transcript of the gene prkcea, whose product is annotated as protein kinase C, epsilon a. Gene Ontology annotation, molecular function: diacylglycerol-dependent serine/threonine kinase activity; ATP binding. The record is from RefSeq and is a predicted model, not a curated record. The coding region runs from base 717 to 3008 and encodes 763 amino acids. Lineage: Eukaryota; Metazoa; Chordata; Actinopteri; Pleuronectiformes; Pleuronectidae. The transcript is spliced from 15 exons. Gene Ontology annotation, biological process: protein phosphorylation.
GGGGGGCGCGCGCAAGGAACCACAGCAGAAAAAAAAGCGGAGCGGAGCUGGGGAGCGGAGCCCCGCCGUGAUGUCCUCAGGCUGGUCGUGAACACAAAACCACCGCAGCGGGCUUGGCGAACACACAGAGGUGCUGCCUACCGGAGAGGACGCGCAGGAACACCGCGGCACCGUGAGGUCGAGGAGCUUAUCCCGGCGGAGAGCGAGCCUGCGACGGGCUGGACACCGAGCACCAAUCCCGGAUGGCUAGGCGCGGCUGCUCCCGCUCUCUCCCACCCUGACCCGGGACAGACACACGCACGGACCCGCGGUGGGGAGGCUCGGGGGCUUCGAGUGAACCCAACCGGAGCCCGUUAACCUGCACACCCCGCCCAGGCGUCCCUAUCCCGGCCUGUUUCCGCAGAUAUUCUGGAAUCUUGUCUGGAGCAUAAACAAACACGAGAGCGACCUCUGAAGGGUGUGAGUCUGCGUUGGUGCUGCGUGUUACCGCACAUCAGUGUGUGUCUGUGUGAGUGAGUGUGAGGAUAACACAGUGUUCUGAUAUGGCUGUACUAGACUGAGAGUCUAAGGAGCCCGCGGCAUUAUGGGAUGUAGCAGGACUGUGCAGUGACCCCCUCUCAUUGGAAGGAAACACUCUGUGUACAGGAGCAGGAACAGGCUGACUAGUCCUAACACACACACACACAUACACACAGAACACACACACCCCUGUAGCUAUGCCUGUGUUCAGUGGCCUGUUGAAGGUGCGAGUGUGUGAGGCAGUGGACCUGAAACCCACCCCAUGGGCCCUGCGUCACGCUGUGGGCAAGAGCGGCUCAUUCCUGCUGGACCCCUACCUGGCCCUGAACCUGGACCAGACCCGGCUGGGCCAGACCGCCACCAGGACCAAGACCAACAGCCCCGCCUGGCACCAGGAGUUCUGCACCGAGGUCCGCGAGGGACGGAGCCUGGAGCUCUCCGUCUUCCACGAUGCGCCCAUCGGAUACGAUGACUUCGUGGCCAACUGCACCAUCCAGCUGGAGGACCUGCUGCAGAACGGAACCAGGCACUAUGAAGACUGGAUUGACUUGGAACCCGAGGGGAAGGUGUAUGUGGUCAUUGACCUUUCCGGAUCCUCCACAGAGGGUGAGACCAACUCGACACACUACGCAUACUGUCCUGCUGUAAACACACACAGAGGGAAAAAGAAAGCCUCAGGUACCAACGACAAUGAGGAGCGGGUGUUCCGGGAGAGGAUCGGUCCCCGCCGCCGACAGGGCGCCGUCCGAAGACGUGUCCAUCAAGUCAAUGGACACAAGUUCAUGGCCACCUACCUGAGACAGCCAACCUACUGCUCACAUUGCAGAGAUUUUAUCUGGGGCGUCCUGGGGAAGCAGGGAUACCAGUGUCAGGUGUGCACGUGUGUCGUCCACAAGCGCUGCCAUGAGCUCAUCAUCACAAAGUGUGCCGGGAUGAAGAAGCAGGAGGACACACCAGAGGAGGUGGGUUCACAGCGGUUCAGUGUUAACAUGCCCCAUAAGUUCAGUAUCCACAACUACAAAGUCCCCACCUUCUGUGAUCACUGUGGCUCCCUGCUCUGGGGCCUCAUGAGGCAGGGCCUGCAGUGCAAAGUGUGUAAGAUGAAUGUGCACAGGCGGUGUGAGAAAAAUGUAGCUCCUAACUGCGGCGUGGACGCCAGAGGAAUCGCUAAGGUCCUGGCUGACCUGGGAGUCACGCCUGACAAGAUCUCGAAUACCGCGCAGCGCAGGAGGAAGUUGACUCCAGGGCAGGACCCUCCCCAGUCUCCUCCUGAGCUCUCUCAGACCGAGAACAGCUUCAGCCAGCCAGCUGUCCCCACCUCCCCCUCACAGCAGGACUUGGCAGAGUUAGAUCGCCUGCAGGACGUGCUGUCGCUUGACCAGCAGGGACCCCAACACUCCUCCUCCUCAUCCUCCUCCUCCACCAACUCCUCGUCCUCCUCGUCCUCCGCGGGCAGGGAGAACGGACAGAGUCAGAGGAGGACCCUCAAGGACUUCAACUUCAUCAAGGUUCUCGGCAAAGGCAGUUUCGGCAAGGUGAUGCUGGCGGAGCUGAAGGGGACGGAGGAGGUCUUCGCCGUCAAAGUUUUAAAGAAGGACGUGAUCCUGCAGGACGACGACGUUGACUGCACCAUGACCGAGAAGCGCAUCCUAGCCCUCGCCCGCCGACACCCCUACCUCACCCAGCUCUACUGCUGCUUCCAGACACGGGACCGUUUGUUCUUUGUGAUGGAAUACGUGAACGGAGGAGACCUGAUGUUCCAGAUUCAGCGAUCCAGGAAGUUUGAUGAGCCUCGCUCUCGUUUCUACGCCGCUGAAGUCACCUCGGCCCUCAUGUUCCUGCACCGUAAUGGUGUCAUCUACAGGGAUCUGAAGCUGGAUAACAUCCUGCUGGAUGCAGAGGGACACUGUAAGCUGGCAGACUUCGGCAUGUGCAAAGAGGGCAUCAUGAACGGAGUGACCACCACCACCUUCUGUGGCACGCCGGACUACAUUGCGCCCGAGAUCCUGCAGGAGCUGGAGUACGGAGCGUCUGUGGACUGGUGGGCCCUGGGCGUGCUGAUGUAUGAGAUGAUGGCCGGGCAGCCUCCGUUCGAAGCCGAUAACGAAGACGACUUGUUCGAGUCGAUCCUCCACGACGACGUCCUGUACCCUGUGUGGCUCAGCAAAGAGGCCGUCUCCAUCCUCCGAGCGUUCAUGACCAAGAACCCGGCCAAGCGUCUGGGCUGCGUGGUGAGCCAGGGCUGCGAGGAGGCCAUCAAGACCCACCCCUUCUUCAGAGAGAUCGACUGGCUGCUGCUGGAGCAGAGAAAAGUCAAACCGCCCUUCAAACCCAGAAUCAAGACCAAGCGAGAUGUGAAUAACUUCGACCAGGACUUCACUAAGGAGGACCCCGUGUUGACGCCCACGGACGAGGCCAUCAUCCGACAGAUUAACCAGGACGAGUUCAAGGACUUCUCCUACUGCGCCCCCGAGGAGACGCAGACCUAACACACACACACACACACUCACACACACAGACACACACUGAUCCAGCGACAUGAAACCCAGCACGCAUUUAAACGCACACAUGCCGACACUCUCACAUGUGUAGAACCACAGAUCCCUUUACAAAACACACACACACGUGCAAUCACUCCUUUAUUUUUAAGCUAUUGGUUGUUGUUACUUUUGGAAUAUUCUUUACUUGCAUUGUGUUGUCCUUGUUGCCUGGGUUUAUUAUGAAUAUGAAUAUGACUACACACACACACACACACACACACCUGUACAUUCUCUCACACACAUUCCCCUGUGCACACGUUUAGCACAAAGUCACACAGACACACUACAAUCCCAAGUUUUUACACGCUCGCACAUCCCUGCAGUCUCACUGCAUAUGCUUAGACAACCAAACACACACACACACACACACACACACACACACACACACACACACACACAUUUACACACUGACACUGCUCCUCUCCCCAGCACCUGUAUAAAUGUGGACUGUAGGUGCCGGGUGCAGAGGCCUGUAUAUAGCCUGUGUCGAGUGGCUGUAUCGUGUUGGUAUCGUCUUCUAGUAAAGGAGAGUCGUGGCGCAUGGACAAGCACCUGUGUUAUUAUUGUCCUUAAUGUGGACCGGUUAGGGCCAAAUACCCUUUGUGCAAUACCCUGACUAUCUAUAUAUUUUAUGGUUUUGUUUGUUCUCGAAAUGUUAUUUUUUUGGUUGUUGUCGGAUUUGUCGUAUGAUCGAUCGCUCUCAUCCUCUCUCGUGUGUACAAAGUGAAUGUCGAGCUUUACGAGUUACAGGCUAUUGAACUAAUUAUGUGGAGCAGAGUGUUACAGGUGGCCUGUCAAGCAGUGAAAAAGACCAGUUUUUUCAGCUGUUUCAUGCAUCUGCUAGUUUCAGAGUCCACCUCCCCUCCUGCCGGCCAGAAUGUGCCGGCCUGUGGGCGGUUUUAUUGUUAUUAUUUCUCGUGAAUGUACAUUUUUUUGUGGGUGAAUGCGUGGAUUUUGUUUUUCUUCGUUGAUGUAUGACAUUUUGUCCUCAGCAUUUCUAUUCCUAUAGUUACAAUCAGUGUUUUCAGCCCCCCCCCCCCCCCACUUUCCUUCCACGUCUCCUCAGAAGCACCAAUUCCCCUUUCCCACCAAUAGCAGCUGUCACUCAGCCUAAACUACCUGCUUUUCUGACUUUUGCUUUUUUCAAGAAUGGCUUUUCUUUCUUAUCUCUCUCUCUCUCUCUCUCUCUCUCUCUCUCUCUUUUAUAUUAUUAUUAUUAUUAUUAUUAUUAUUGUAAAGUGUAUUUGGAGGAAACCUUUGUGUAAAAUACUAUAACUAUACUAUUAUAAGUCUGUUACGGCCGGGUGAAAAAGAAAUGUGGAGAACCAGCAGCUGAAUUACCUCUCAUUUCAAACACAAGACACAAAUCACCCCAUGCAGACUCCCUCCUUCGCCUCCUCCCUCUUCUUCUCACUCUCUUCUUUACAAACACACAGACACGCACACACACACAGAGAAGGACUGUUGUCGCAUGUACUGUACAGUGGUCUGAAGGCGAGCGGGGUUUGCUCUGUGUGCAGUAGAGUCGCUGUGUAGUGAAGCUUCGUGCACCCAGGGGUAGGGCUGUUCCUGGUCACACUUCUAUCUUACUCUGUGCCAAAAUGUAGUGCAACAGCCAGGCUAGUCCUGUCUGGUCUGAUUCCAAUAAAACACUGAGCUGUCUACAUCACCCUCA